Molecule: messenger RNA, 1857 nt
Organism: Protobothrops mucrosquamatus (brown spotted pit viper)
Lineage: Eukaryota; Metazoa; Chordata; Lepidosauria; Squamata; Viperidae
Product: NACHT, LRR and PYD domains-containing protein 12-like
Exons: 3
Coding region: 1-1857 (618 amino acids)
Cellular component (GO): cytoplasm
Source: RefSeq, a predicted model, not a curated record
AUGCGAAGUACUAGUACUAGUACCGCUUAUAAAGCCAUAAGAUACUCAAAGCUAAUCAUCCUAGAUUGUCAAUUGUCUCAAAAGGAAAGAGAACAUGAAAUUCUGGCAACAGGAAGGAAACAUAUUGAAAUCAUCAGCAAGAGAGCCCAGUCUUCAACCAGCAUUGAAACGUUAUUUAACCCUGAUAAAUGUGGACUAAUUCCACAAAUUGUUGUGUUGCAAGGAGCUGCAGGAAUUGGAAAAACCACAAUGGCCAAAAAAAUCAUGUUGGAUUGGGCUUCUCAAGAACUUUACCAUGAUAAAUUUAGUUAUGUUUUCUAUAUUUAUUGUAGAGAGAUGAAUCUCCAUGCAGAUUCAGAGAAGAGUAGCAUUGCAGAGAUAAUUUCAAAACAAUGGCCCAGGUAUCAUGCAGUGAAAAGUGUCAUUCAAAACAUACUGAAGAAUGAAGAGAAGCUUCUAUUCAUAAUUGAUGGGUUUGAUGAAUUCAGGUAUUCCUUUGAUCAGCUUGAAGAUUCCUUUUGCUUUGAUCCCUGGAAGAAGGAACCAAUAAGAAUUAUUCUGAGAAGUUUAUUUCAAAAAAAGCUUCUUCCUGAAUCCUCUCUUAUAAUCACAACAAGACCUACUGCUUUGGAGAAACUCCGUCUAUGUUUAGAACAUCCACAUUUUUUUCAGAUAUUGGGGUUUUCUAGAAAGGAGAGGGUAGAAUAUUUCUACAAAUUCUUUGGAGAAGACAAAGACCAAGCAACUCAAGCUUUAAGAUUUGUUAAACAAAAUGAUACCCUUUUCACCAUGUGUGUCAUUCCCCUUGUGAGCUGGAUCAUCUGCACAGUGAUGAAACAAGAGAUGGAGAGAGGUAUGGAUCUUCAGAAGACACCAUGUACUCUUACUGCAAUCUAUAUGCUGUAUCUCUCUAGUUUGUUAGAUUUUCAUCACAAAGAAUCCAAACAGGAUGUCCAAAGAAAGUUGAAAAGUUUCUGCUCUUUGGCUGCAGAAGGCAUCUGGAAACAGCAAAUACUGUUUAUGGAAGAAGAAGUCAAGAAGCACAGUUUGGAUCAGAAUGACCUCUUCCCCCUCUUUCUGAAUCAAAACAUCUUCAAAAGGGACAUUCACUGUAUUCAAACCUUCAGCUUCAUUCACUUAAGCUUCCAGGAGUUUUUUGCUGCUUUGUUUUAUGUUUUAGAAGAUGGAGAAGAACAGCGUUCUCAAAACCCAAAUAAAAAUUUACUGACACUUUUACAUAAGCAUAGUAUAUAUUUUCAGACUGAUUUUGCAGUAGGAUUUCGCUUCCUCUUUGGCUUUCUAAAUGAAGAAAUUAGAAUGAGAGAGUUGAAAAAAGAAUUUAGAUGGGAAAUUUCUCAUAAGAGUAAAGAGUUAUUACUAGACUGGGUGAAAAAUAACAUUAACAAAAAAAUGGAUAUGAUCGACCUAGAUUGGGUCACGCAAAAUAAUGCCACAUUAUAUUUAUGCAACUCCUUUCGUAAAAGAAUUCAAUUCUAUUUGGAAAAAGAAAUAAUUAGUUAUUUAUAUGAGACACAAGAUGAGAAUUUUGUAAAAAAUGCACUAUGUGCUAUCACUGAAGUAAAUUAUUGCUGCAACUCAGAUAUGGAACUGAUGAUCCUGGCCUAUUGCUUACAACAUUGCCAAAAUUUGGAGAAUCUCUGUAUUCAAAUCGUUACAUCUCUAGAUGAGACAGAGAAAGAAUUAUUUCUUCCAGAAAAUGGGCCUGAUCUGGGCUCUGGAGGCCUGGAAGAAGCCUCCGGAGACCAGAUCGAUCAUGGAGUGAUUUUGCAGGCCUCCCCCGCAGCCCGAUCUGGGCUCCGGAGGCCUUUUCAAAGCCGUCAGAGACUGGAUCCAUAG